Gigantopelta aegis is the source of this 2110-nucleotide messenger RNA. Its product is annotated as 26S proteasome regulatory subunit 7. Gene Ontology annotation, molecular function: ATP binding; proteasome-activating activity; ATP hydrolysis activity. NCBI's taxonomy places the organism in Eukaryota, Metazoa, Mollusca, Gastropoda, Neomphalida, Peltospiridae. The transcript has 11 exons. The record is from RefSeq and is a predicted model, not a curated record. Bases 76 to 1380 code for a protein of 434 amino acids. Gene Ontology annotation, cellular component: proteasome regulatory particle, base subcomplex. Gene Ontology annotation, biological process: proteasome-mediated ubiquitin-dependent protein catabolic process.
UCCGCACUAGCUACAAACAACAACCGUAAACCAUUUUGAGUCGAGUUUGUUGCUAUUAUUUUUAUUAUUUGCACUAUGCCAGAUCAUCUCGGGUCAGAUCAAAGAAAAGUAAAGGAUGACAAAAGUGAAGAUGACAAACCCAUUCAGUCACUGGAUGAUGGGGACAUUGCUUUGUUGAAGACAUAUGGAGUGGGUCAGUAUAGCAAGGCUAUUAAGAGUGUUGAGGAAGACAUCCAGAAUGUUCUCAAGAAGGUUAAUGAACUCGCAGGAAUAAAAGAGUCGGACACAGGGUUAGCUCCCCCGGCCUUGUGGGACCUGGCUGCUGACAAGCAGACACUGCAGAGUGAGCAGCCGCUACAGGUAGCACGAUGCACGAAGAUCAUCAAUGCCGACUCGGACGACCCCAAGUACAUCAUCAACGUCAAACAAUUUGCCAAGUUUGUCGUUGACCUUGGUGAUCAGGUGGCUCCCACUGACAUAGAGGAAGGAAUGAGAGUCGGCGUUGACCGGAACAAAUAUCAGAUCCACAUUCCUCUGCCACCGAAGAUCGAUCCAACUGUGACAAUGAUGCAGGUAGAGGAGAAACCUGAUGUCACAUACAGCGAUGUUGGUGGAUGUAAGGAACAGAUUGACAAGCUACGUGAAGUGGUAGAAACACCUCUAUUACAUCCCGAGAGGUUUGUCAAUCUGGGAAUUGAGCCACCUAAAGGGGUGUUGCUGUUCGGUCCUCCUGGCACCGGGAAGACGCUGUGUGCCAGAGCCGUCGCUAAUCGAACAGAUGCCUGCUUCAUCCGGGUCAUCGGCUCAGAGCUCGUACAGAAAUAUGUCGGGGAGGGAGCCAGAAUGGUCCGAGAGCUGUUUGAGAUGGCACGGUCCAAGAAAGCCUGCAUCGUGUUCUUUGAUGAAAUAGAUGCAAUUGGAGGUGCGCGGUUCGAUGAUGGAGCAGGGGGAGAUAACGAGGUACAGAGAACCAUGUUAGAGUUGAUCAACCAGCUGGAUGGUUUUGAUCCCCGCGGUAACAUCAAGGUUCUCAUGGCAACCAACCGACCCGACACACUUGACCCCGCACUGAUGAGGCCCGGGAGACUCGACAGGAAAAUAGAGUUUGGAUUGCCUGAUUUGGAGGGUAGAUCUCAUAUAUUUAAAAUCCACGCUCGGUCGAUGAGUGUUGAGAAGGACAUCCGAUACGAACUUUUAGCUCGGUUGUGUCCAAACAGCACAGGAGCUGAAAUCCGCAGUGUUUGUACAGAAGCAGGGAUGUUUGCCAUACGUGCCCGCAGGAAAAUGGCGACAGAAAAAGAUUUCUUAGAAGCAGUUAACAAAGUGAUUAAAGCGUAUGCCAAAUUCAGUGCCACGCCUCGUUACAUGACCUACAACUGAGGAUGAGAACUCGCCUGACUUGACACACCCUAUUGAACUGCCGACAGAGAGAGUGGGACAUCAAAUAACAGUGUCAUCUCUUGCAUUUCUAUGUUGUCAUUUCACAGAUCAUCUAUAUUUAAAAUCCACAUACGUUUUUCUGUUAAAAAAAACUCGGUAAUGUGUACUCAUUUUGGAUAUUUCAUUAUAAUAAUUGUCUUUUAUCUUAAAUUCAAAUAUAAAUAAUUUUUCUCUGUAAAUCUGGAAUGUUUUUAAAAUGAGAAAAUCUUGAGAGUACAUUAUGUUUGUGGUUGCUUGUUAUUAUCAGUGAGGUAAAAUUAGUUGAGACAGGGAAAUUUGUUUUAUCUCAAAGUACAUGACUGUAUCUUUAUAAAGAAGCAGGUUUCCUCUUCGGUGUAGUUAUUCUUCAACCUACUCAAUGAGACCAAUUCUUUAACAGCAACUCUUUUUUUUCAAACUUUUUAAGAUUUGGUCAGUUCCUUCUAUGUAUGCAUUUCUAAUUUUGCUUUGUAAAUGUAGGACACUUUUUUCCUGCCAAACACAGUUUGUUUCCAGGAAUCUCCUAAAUUAUUUAUGCAUUAAAAACAUUGUGGAAAAAAAUAAAGAGAAAACAAUUGUGCAGUUAGUUGUGUAUUUGGUUUCAAGAGGAUAUUGAGCACGUUUUAAUAAUCAUCGAUGAAUGGAUCGUGAUGUUUGUAUGUUCAGGUAAUAAAUUAUAACAACACGAAAA